UAAAUGAAUAUUACUGUUAAUAAGCAGUCACUCAAUUUCCGUUUUCCCUGUGCAUGCAGCGCUUGAUUACAAGAUUAUUCAUUUAAUUUUUGCUGACAUUUAAGGAAAUUAGUUAUACCUUUCGCGUUGGGUUUUCCUUCAAAAAAAGUUCAGAUAAACACUGAUGUCAAUCUUCGGUUGUCUGCAUGCCUGCAAAUUUGCGUCAUCCUUUUUUUAUAGAAUUUUUCUUUAUUUUCAUGCAUUCAGAAAUUUCUAUUGAAUCAUUUCUUAAUUGUGGUUUUUUUGUUACAUCUUAAAGUAAUUUUGCUAGCUGUUAAAUGCUAUGUGUAACUUUUGCUGGAAGAAUAUAUGUAUGAAAAAAACAAUCAGAAAUUUGAUGAUUACAAUUUAUUCAUCAGUUUACUCUUCAUUUCCCUCUUUGAUGUAUUAUUUUUUCUAUUUUCAGUUACAGCUUUCAUAUCCAUCAUAAACAGUCACGUGUUUUUUUAUAAACAGUUGUUGCAGUAAUCCUUGCAUAAGUAUCCAUAUGAAGUUGAAAUGCAUCGUUUAUUCAAUACAAUUGAGAAUGACCCCUAAUUGCUAUCUCUCUGUAUUGCUAAGUUUGAUGUAGGAAAUGAUAAUAAGGAGUAUCUUUAGGAGAUAUGAGAGGUGGAAUCCCGUGCAUCCAACAUCCGGAGCCUUUUGGGGCGUGGGGGUGGGCAUUGGUUGCGGCAUAGGAUGGGGUCCCGGCUUUGGACACGAGGUGGUUGGUUAUGUUGGAGCCGGCUGUGGUGCUGGCUUUAGCGUUGGGAUCACUUUUCUUGGCUUCGGAAUUGGCCUUCCGGCUAACUACAUCUUACAGCUCCCUUCUAGCGCUGUUAAGGUUACAACGAGAGGAGCGUGGGAUGUUGCUCGGGCACUUGGGAAGAGGGGUCUUGAAACUGAUGGCUGGGCUGGGAUUAGUUCUAACAUCUCUGAAGUACUACAGAAUCCGUAUCAGUAUGCGCCUUUUUCCUCCUUCAAGGCUGGAAAUUGGAAGGAGAAUAUUGUAGAUUUUGAUGGCAUAAAAAGUUCAGUGGCUUCAAAUGCUAAGCAGAUCGCAGAUUGCUUUCAAAGAGUCGGGGGGCGCUUCAGUCCUUCGGGUGGAACUGGAUAGAUGUCGACUUUCUUCCAGGUUCGAAGAGUUUAUAGCAUCAACUACCGUCAAAACGACUUCCCCUUGAGACUGGUUCGUGCCCGUGUCUGUGUCCAUACUGUUUUUGUAGCGGUGAAUAUGUGUAUCCACGAGAGAAAAGUUCUCCAAAUUAUUAAGUUUUUAGUGUGAUAUGAGAUGUAUAAUGAUGUUCUUGAGGGAUUUGAUGUUUAUGAAAAUAUAAACAUACAGCCCAAAGGAGAAUAAUUGUAACGGAUGCCCGAAAUGUGAUGCGGUGCAAGGGGUGGUGCUGCCGGGGUAAGCCUGACCAGGAGUCAUGGCUUGGCUGGCAUCCCUGUUGCGGUAUGUGGUGCGGAUCAAACGGUCAUGUGCACAAGCUCGGGCGCCCCACAUUUUAUUUAUUGUUACUUCUCACCGA
Messenger RNA from Salvia hispanica, 1550 nucleotides. Its product is annotated as cadmium-induced protein AS8-like. Lineage: Eukaryota; Viridiplantae; Streptophyta; Magnoliopsida; Lamiales; Lamiaceae. The record is from RefSeq and is a predicted model, not a curated record.